Striga asiatica is the source of this 657-nucleotide messenger RNA. NCBI's taxonomy places the organism in Eukaryota, Viridiplantae, Streptophyta, Magnoliopsida, Lamiales, Orobanchaceae. The record is from the annotation of a GenBank genome assembly.
AUGGAGCAAAACAAGAAACAAAUUCUUCAUGGAGAAUGCCCGGGAAAACUCGACUUGAACGUUCCUCCUUUAUCGACUCGGCGCCCUUUAUCCAAUAAUAUGUCAACAUGGCCGGAAAAUUCCAACUCCGGCAACAUGGUGCCUUUUUUGUGGGAAAGGAUUCCCGGCGAGCCCAAAGAUAAGGAUGCAAAUGACGAUAUCGCCCUUCCUCCUCCUCCGAAACCGCCGCCUGGGUGGCGCCCACCACCACUUUCCGAUGAUGACAAAAAAUGCAGCCGAAACGAACGUUUUUCGGAUGCCAUCGACAUAUUCUCAUUGGCCGAGUCAACAUAUGAUGAUCAUGUUGAGAUCGGCUGCAAAAAAGCGACAAAGGACAGAAGCUCAGAUAUGCCGAGCUUUAUCAUAGAGAGAUUUCUUCCGGAUGCUCAAGCAUUGGCCGAGGCAUCGGUUAUAAACAAUAAAUUUCCUUUCUUGAGUUCACCCGAUUAUAUUUAUCAUACGAGGGACUAUUUCUCUAGGGGAUCACAUUCACGCCAUUCGCCAAAGGGCUGCGGUUUAGGUAGCAUUUUUCCAUGGAGGUUGAAACCCAAACCAUGUCGGGUUGGGAGCCCGGUUUGCGACACUAUAAUUGGCAACAAUCAAAGAAAGAGCCGUUGA